AUGUCAGAGAAACAGAACACUAUCAAGAAAGUCGCCGUGUUGGACGACUACGCCGGCAUAGCUCGCAAGCACUUCGACAACAUCCCAAACAUACAAGUCUCCUACUACGACAAAACCCUCAACGCCGCCAAAGAAGAUGAUCUCCGAGCUCUCAUUCAACGUCUUCAGCCCUAUGAAAUCAUCUCCUCCAUGCGCGAACGCACAGCUUUUCCCCCGGAACUUCUCUCCUCCCUCCCAAACCUCAAACUCCUCCUCACAACCGGCAUGCGCAACAACAGUAUUUCUCUCCCUUCUGCCACAGACCACAAAAUCAUCGUAACUGGAACCAAAGGCGACAGAUUACCGGACUCGCACUACGAGGAUAAGAAUUAUGAACCUCCGCCUCCAGCCGAAGGACCGAGUAGUGUAAUUCAGCAUUCUUGGGCAUUACUUUUAUCUCUCUGCUCGAAAAUCACUGAACAUCAUAAUUUGCUUCAGAAAGAGGGAGGAGAAGAGUGGCAAUCUGGAACGAUUAUUUCCUUAGCUGGAAAAACGCUGGGUUUGAUCGGGCUGGGGAAGUUGGGGACACAGUUUGGGAAAAUUGCUGUGCAGAGUUUUGGGAUGAAAGUGAUUGCUUGGAGUCAGAAUUUGACAGAGGAGAAGGCUGAUGAGGCUGCCCAAAGCGUUGGGCUUCCCAAAGGGACGUUUGAGGUUGUGGGGAGUAAGAAGAUUCUUUGUAAGAGGGCGGAUGUUGUGAGUUUGCAUAUGGUUCUUUCGGAGAGGAGUCGGGGGAUUGUUGGAAAAGAGGAAUUGGAGUGGAUGAAGAAGAGUGCGGUGUUGUUGAAUACGAGUCGUGGAGGGUUGGUUGAUGAGGAUGCGUUGAUUGAGUGUUUGAAAAAAGGUGGAAUUGCGGGUUUUGCGAGUGAUGUAUUUUGGGAGGAGCCGUUAAGGAAAGAGAGUGUUUGGAGGAGAGUGGGGGAGUGGAGUCAGAGUCAGGUUUUGCUGAGCCCGCAUAUGGCGUAUGUGAAUGAGGGGACGAUGAAUAGGUGGUAUGAGGAGCAGGUGGAGAAUUUGGGGUUGUGGUUAAAUGGGGAGGACGUGAGGAAUCGGCUGAAUUAG
Molecule: messenger RNA, 1098 nt
Organism: Cercospora beticola
Lineage: Eukaryota; Fungi; Ascomycota; Dothideomycetes; Mycosphaerellales; Mycosphaerellaceae
Product: D-2-hydroxyacid dehydrogenase family protein
Molecular function (GO): NAD binding
Source: RefSeq, a predicted model, not a curated record